GCAUUGACUCAUCAGCAUUCAAGCUGCUUGAUGCAAGUCUUGUGAAGGACGUGAUCCCGCAGUUGGGUCCAAGACUUAAAUUCAUUGACCGUUUUGAUAACUGGAAGAGAAAGGUUAGUAAGCAGCCAUAAGAUAUUCCUGGAAAGAAAAUGUUUUCGUGUUGCAAAUGUGUGAAAUCAUUUGAAAAAAGUGGGGAUCUAUGGAACCAUUUAAAGAUCCAUAACAUCAAUACGAAGACCAGAACAAAACUUGUGUGUCAUGUGCAAGAAUGUUUUAAAACAUUUUAUCAUGGUUAUAGCUACAAGCGGCACUUACAAUAUCAUGAUUCCAUUGCACAAAAUGUCAGUGAUGAAGAUUCUCAUGGAAAUGCUGUUUCUGAUGAUGAAAGUGUAUCAGAUCAGUCAGAAGUGCUGCCAAAUGAAAAACCCAACGAGGAAAUAUCAGCAAAUAUCAAACAUUCUGUUUCUGAAUAUGUAGCAAAACUUAAAAGCUCUUCCCUGCCAUCAUCUACUGUGCAAAGCAUCAUUUGUGACACACGGGAGCUGCUCAGGAAUGUAAAUGAAGCAGUUCUACAAGUGUCAGCCCCCGUCAUUGAGGACAUAGCUCAUGAUAUCAAACCGUCAGAUGAUAAAAUUGACAGUCUACAGUCAGUCCUCCACAUGGUGAAAGAUCCAUUUGAUUAUUUCAGUUUAUCUACUGUCCACAAGCAAAACCAAUAUGCCCACGAAUGUAAAGUUCUUAUUAAGCCAGAAGAAAUUGUUUUGGGCAAAGCAUACAGAGAAUGUUUGAAUGUGCGUACUGGAAGGACUGAGCAAAAACAAGUUGAUGAAACUUUUCAGUAUGUGCCAAUAGGAGACAGUCUUAAAGUGUUGUUGGAACAACCAGGCUAUAUGUCGGUCAUCAGUCAAGAAAAAGACUGUGCUGGUGAGAAAGAAGUUCUUCAGACUUAUAGAGAUGGAUCAUAUUAUAGGACUUUUGAAGGGAAACAAAACUGUUUGGAUAUUGAAUUGUUACUCUAUAAUGAUGACUUCGAGACAGCAAAUCCCCUCGGUUCAAAGAAAGGGAAACACAAACUUCUUGGAGUCUAUUUAACUGUUGCUUCUUUGCCCAAGAAAUAUCAAGCUAAGCUUGAAAAUGUACUUUUGGUCGCUUUAGCAAAAUCUUCUCUUGUGUCCAAAUAUGGUGUUAAUGCUGUUCUGCAGCGUAUUUCUGAUGAUCUUGAAGUUCUCUUUACCGAAGGUCUUCAUAUAGAUAGUCCAGAUGGAUUCAACGGCACCAUUCGUCUCAGACUUCUCCAGGCAGUCGGUGAUAACUUGGCUCUCAAUACCAUACUUGGCUUUGCUGGAAGUUUUAGUGCAAACUACUAUUGCAGGUUCUGCAAGGCACUUAAGGCAAUAUGCAGAAAACAGGAUAAAGCAAACGAUUCUGCAGAAUCUGUACUGACAGGCAUGCAGAUGGGCUGGGAGUCACCCGAGCUGUCUGAUGAUUUCAUGAUAUCAGAUGUGGAAUCAGUUCCUUUCGACCUUUCUCAGGCUUCAACUAUUGCAGUAGAUGAAGAUUCAUGCUCAUCAGUAGUCAAUGAUUUGAACAGCAGCAGUGACACGCCACCACUCAAGCGCCAGAAAGCAGUAAGAUACGAUGUGGGUGAAAUUCUAAAGAAAACCAUGGAAGGAAGAAAAACGUUGGAGGAAGUAACUCGAAUGAAAGUCUGCGCACCACACAACACUCGUGUCGUCUGUAAUUUGUGUACAGAGCACCUUGUAAACUUGCAUGGCCUAAGACCUGGCCCUGACAUGAAAGGGGCAAUGGCCUCCUCAAUCAUCGCAGAGUUCCCCUUCCUGAAAGAUCCAGCUGGAAAUGGAGAUGAGGAAUGGUACUUCAAAAGCUCCAAAUGUCCUGCAGGUGGUAGGAUAGAGAAUAGACUCAAGUAUUUAAGAAGAAUAACAGCGGAGAAAGACAAGAAGCAAGUCGGGGUUGGCAGUCCUGAGGAUAUAGCUUCAACAUCUUCCAGUGAGGAUCUAGCAUCUCCUCAGAUGAAUUAUGAUCUUGCAGACAUGAAAGUCAUCACUGAAUGGUUGAAAAGUCAUAACACCCCCCAAAAAGAUGUUGUGGCCAAAAUGCAGCUGACAUCAGCAUAUAGAAAGGACUUUGUACAUUCAACACUGCCGGGAAGUUCCAGGAAAAAGCCUUGUGUGGCUGAAGUGCUGGAUGAGUUUCCACAUCUCCUUUCCCCUGGAAUGAUUGAGCAAGACUACGAAAUGCUGUUUUCGGGGAGAGGAAAGCACCUCUAUACAAAGUGGCCGGUGGUGUCUGCGUGCAUCCUAGAAUAUGCAAACCGAGUAAGCCCAGGGUGGAAGGCCAGAUUUAACGUUCAGCAUAGAAAAGACACAGACUUCAGUCAAGAUGAGAGGAUGAACCUGGCAUUUUGCCUUCUCUCGCAUUUGUUCCCUGGAAAGAAGUCAACAAAGGGAGGAAGAGCUUCCAUCCAAGAAGCCUUGGAUAAUUUCAUUGACUUUCAAAAGGAGGGGACCAAUGUAGAGGCAUACAAAUCUUCGCAUGGGAGGAACCAACCUUUCAUCCUAGCCCUAGGAGGACACUUCUGCAAUCCAGCUCAGACUUUUGUUGUAUUGGAGCACCACGUUCUUGAGCAGAAGAGUCUCGUUGCAGCUGUAGAUUUGUGCUACAAGAUCUUUCAGAUCUUUGAUCUACAGUAUCCAUGCCAGGCAAGAGCAAUGUGGGUUGUGAUGGACACCAUUGCUUUUGAUGUCAAACCAGGAGCUCAAGAGUCUGGUGCAGUGAGAGCCUUCAGGGCAUAUUACCAUUUCAACCAGAAAUAAAGCCUUGGAAUGUGUUGUUCUAUCAACAGGCCUUUUGAAAUUGAAAUGAUCACUUAGAAAAUUGUCAUUAAAAAGAAAACAGAUUUAUGAACCCCAAACUAUUAUAAUAUUUUGAAAGAGUA
This is a messenger RNA of Strongylocentrotus purpuratus (purple sea urchin), 2959 nucleotides long. RefSeq lists its product as uncharacterized. The record is from RefSeq and is a predicted model, not a curated record. The coding region runs from base 150 to 2837 and encodes 895 amino acids. The transcript has 9 exons. Lineage: Eukaryota; Metazoa; Echinodermata; Echinoidea; Camarodonta; Strongylocentrotidae.